UUGAGCAGCCAAAUCCACCUAACACAGGGAUGGGAGAAUUGUCAGAGGUUUGCCCUAUAUGUCUUGAAUCUUACCCAAUUGAUGUCCUCUCAUUUCAUGCAAGCACAUGUGGUGAAGGAAUGGACCCUGCUCAUCAUAGCGAUGCAGCCAGUAUGACAAGGACAGAGGAAAUGCCAGGACCUUCAGUUCAACGAUUGCCAGCAACAGUUUCAGCAGCAUGGGCCAAUGAAGUGGACCCCCGGAAGGCAUGUCAGUUGUUCAGAGAGGAACUGCUGGAACGUAACUAUGAAUGUCCACGCCUCUUUCUGUCAAUCGACUUGUUUGACGCAGAAGAAGAAACAGACAGUUCAUUGAUUUCAUUCUUUAAAAUGAACAAUGUUAACUGGGCAGCUCCAUUGAAGUGCAGGCUGAGAGGGGAUGCAGCAGUCGGCCAAGGUGUCAACCGACACGUUUUGUCAAUGGCCAUGCAGAAACUGAAGACCGGCUUCAGUAUAAAUUUAGGCUGUGCAGCUCUUACAAGCCUUUUUGAAGGCGAAAUGGAACAUCGGGUUCCCUCCGCAGCUGCUGUGCUUCGGGAAAGCAACCUGUUUGAGAUGGCAGGUCGGAUGAUAGGCCAUUCCUUCCUGCAUGGUGGUUUUGGUUUCUCAGGACUAAGUGUGCCUGUAGUGACUCUGAGGACUAAGUGUGCCUGUAGUGACUCUGUUGACUGGUGGGAGCACGGAUACUGCAGCAUCAGUGAAACAAUUGGUUUUCUCAAGAAUACACAACUUACUGCUCAAGAAACCACCAGUGUGACUGAUCUUUGCCUGUCCUGGGACCUCCCUGUUCCAACCUCCACCAAUCAUGACUGGCUGUUCCAGGAACUUCUUUCCCAUGCAGUACUUCACCGUGUUAGGCAGCCUAUCAAGCAGAUUCGCAAAGGCCUUAAAGAAACGGGAAUCUGGCCGCUUGUUUCAAAUAGGCCAGAUGUCCACCCCAUAUUAUUUCCAAGAGAGAAAAAUGAUGAGCUGAACUCACAGACUGUGAUCCAGAACAUCCACUGGCCACAGCCCAAAAGUGACAGCGAUGAGGACGAGGACGACGCCGUUCCAUUGGAGAAAGUCGGUCUCGUCACUGGAUUUUUGAGGCAAUUCAUAGAGGAAGCAUCUCCGAAGGUGCUGCGUGACCUCUUGAAGUUCUGGGUCGGGUGGGAGCUGCUCACAACAAACCUUGAAGUUGAGGUUGUUACUUCAAAAUACCCAGUGGCUCUCACCUGCUUCCUAAAAUUGAAGCUCCCAAGCCACUACCAAACUUAUGAGAAGUUCCACCAGGACUUGAUGAUGGCCCUCAGUUCCAUCAGUUCAGGCUUUGGGCUUGUGUAGCUACACACUGACUCUCAGUUUGUUUUGUAUUUUUCUGGAGAAGGGUUUGCCUCUCUAUUCAAUACACUGUGUGAGAUACAGGGUUACAGUUGGUACACCUACCGUGUUUUAUAAAUAAAGGACAUUUGGAAAAAGA
This is a messenger RNA of Gymnodraco acuticeps, 1497 nucleotides long. RefSeq lists its product as uncharacterized. NCBI's taxonomy places the organism in Eukaryota, Metazoa, Chordata, Actinopteri, Perciformes, Bathydraconidae. The transcript has 11 exons. The record is from RefSeq and is a predicted model, not a curated record. Gene Ontology annotation, molecular function: ubiquitin-protein transferase activity. The coding region runs from base 30 to 1361 and encodes 443 amino acids.